Messenger RNA from Engraulis encrasicolus (European anchovy), 3508 nucleotides. RefSeq names its product zinc finger protein 296 (gene znf296). The record is from RefSeq and is a predicted model, not a curated record. Gene Ontology annotation, cellular component: nucleus. NCBI's taxonomy places the organism in Eukaryota, Metazoa, Chordata, Actinopteri, Clupeiformes, Engraulidae. Gene Ontology annotation, biological process: regulation of transcription by RNA polymerase II; negative regulation of dendrite development. Bases 267 to 2576 code for a protein of 769 amino acids. Gene Ontology annotation, molecular function: DNA-binding transcription factor activity; RNA polymerase II cis-regulatory region sequence-specific DNA binding. The transcript has 4 exons.
GCAAAGGGGAAAGACCGUGAGGAGGCGGGGUGAGAAAACUUUGACAGGCGGCGCUUCAAAAAUGCUGCCCCUAUACCUUUCUUAAUGCACCAGCCUAAGGUUGUCUCUUCAACUUGAACACACAGCAGCUCACUGAUGGACGGCUCUCUCAAGCAUCGUUCUAGAUGAGCUGGCAUAAUUCAUCAACGCGUAUAACCUCUGCCACCUUCAAACAUCUCUCUGAAAAUCACAGAUGAAACUUCCCUCCUUUGGCAACAAUUAAAAUCAUGUCGAGACGCAAACUUGGCAGCCGACCGCAGCACUUGCGCGAAAUUCAAGAUGGCCCAGAGCUAGCUGCAUCUCCUCCACCACCACCACCACCACUACCAUCACAUCUGGACAGCAUCAUCUCCUCUACCUCUCCUCCACCUCUACCUCCACCUCCAUCUCUUCAUGCGCCUCCUCCUCCCGCUGGUCCUCCUCCUCCUGCUGCUAGGACCUCCUCCACCUCCUGCGGCGGCGGGCCCGGGCCCGAUGUCCUGACGUGUGGGCAGUGUGGCCAGGCCUUCCCGCUGGGCUGCAUCCUGGACUUCAUCCAGCACAAGCAGGGGGGCUGCGGCGGCCGCGACCCCAUCGCCAACGGGCACCGCCAGAGCCACAUGCCCCCGUCGCCCACCAGCUGCGUGUCCCGCAGUGGGAGUGGGAGGACGGCUGGAGGCGGAGGUGUUGGUGCUGGAGGUGUUGAUGGUGGUGGGCGUCACGGUGAUCAGGCUGGUAUGGCCUAUGUGGAGUUGAGGAGGAUCAUGAGCUCUUCCUCCUGGACUGGGGCCACGGGCAGGCAGCACCAAGCAGUGGCGGAGGAGGAGGAGGAGGAGGAGCCCUCCAGCUUCGUGUGCCAGGUGUGCCAGUCCAUCUUCCCCAGCGCCUGGAGCCUCCUGCAGCACGCCCAGCACACACACGCCCUCAACCUCUACCAGGUGGAUGACACGGACAUGGACAUCCAUGCCACCACCCCUGCCAUCACCACCACUACCCAGCAUCAACAGCUCCGCCGCUCCGGCCCCUCCUCGUCCAGAUCCAGCCGCCUGAACUUCUGUGACCGCCUUCGGGAGCUGGCAGAGGGCAGGGCAGCCGAGAGCGGGGACCAUGGGACCACCACCACCACCUCCUCUUCCUCUCCCUCCUCACCCAUGGGCUCUGCCUACCCCGUGGGUGGCUCCGGCUCUGGUGCUGCUGGCUCCCGUGCCCAUCUCGCCUGCGAGCGCUGUGGUCAGGUGUUCGGGUCCCCGCGGAGCCUGGCGGCUCACCAGCGCGCCCGCUCCUGCCACCGCCCCCACCGCUGUGGCCUCUGCAGCCGCUCCUUCUCCCACGGGCACCAGCUGGCGCAACACUUGCGGAGCUGCCACACCCACUCCGGAGCCGCCAGUGCCGCCGCGUCCGCGUCCGUUGCCCUGGGAGACGAGGUCUCGCUGCUGCAGCAGGGUCACCACGGCGAUGGAAUCAUGAUCAUCAACAACAACAACAACACUGGUGGGGGUGGUCAGGUGAUCAGCUCCAAACGGGGAGCACUGAUUGUGUUGUCGUCCCACUCCACCGCCCCUAGCAGAACCCAGUUGCAGUACUUCCAGCCGCGGCAGGGGGCGCUGGAGCACCAGGGGGGGGAGGUGCAGGGGGACGCGGACGAAUUCGAGGAGGAGGACGAGGAGGUGAAUCAGCAUCAGCAGCAGCAGCAGCCGUCCCCUCUGGGCACCUCCUCCUCCACCUCCUCGGAGGGCUCCGUGGAGAGCGCGGGGAGCGGCGAGAGCGGCAUCGCCAGUGGCAACUGCACCCCCAAGGGGGGCACCGCCGAGCCGGCCGAGUGGGAGGCCGCCGUGACCGACAACAAGGACACCUCCGCCGUGGCGACGGAUCAUGUGGUGUCGUCAUCGUGGCCGUCGCUAUUGGUGACCGUGAACAACAACAACAACGACGACGAGAGCGUUAAACGACAGCAGCGGGUGAAGACGGAGGGCGUCUCGGUCGUGGCGGUCUCCCAGCAACAGCAGAGGAAGAAGCGCGAGGAGGCGUGCGACUACUGCGGCAAAACGUUCCGCAACAGCAGCAACCUGACGGUGCACCGGCGCAGCCACACGGGCGAGCGGCCCUACCAGUGCUCGCUGUGCAGCUACGCCUGCGCCCAGAGCAGCAAGCUGACGCGCCACAUGAAGACGCACGGCGCCCGCCGCGGCCCCAACGGCACGGCCGCCACCACCGGACAGCCCGCCUUCCAAUGCCGCCUGUGCGGUGUGCCCUUCACCGUCUACGCCACGCUGGAGAAGCACCUGCGCAAGGCCCACGGCCUCAGCCACGCCAGCGCCGGCGCGUACCUGCUCUCCGGGAACGCCAGCGCCACUGGGAACGGGAAUGCAAAUAGCGAUGGCAAUGCUAAUAGCAAUGGGAAUGGGAAGGGGAAGGAGGAGGACAAGUCUGGAGUGCUUGUGGAGGACAGUGUGAUGGAGGAUCAGAAGAGUGUGGACGUGGAGAUGGGGAGCGAGGGAUGCAAGGAGGAGAGUGCUGAGGUGCCCGUUAUGCAGGAGGAGGCCACCAGUAUGGCUUGAUGACGCUAGCUUUCAUAAUAGUUAGAAGUCUGCACACAUUUAAAAUCCUUUUUGUUGUCUUUUAUUAUUUCAUGGCUGGAUUAUGCUUCGAAAUAAUGAAAGACAACAAAAAGGAUUUUAAGUGUGCGGACUUCUCACUCCGAAAACUACAGUCAGACUUUUGUCAGUCCUACACGGUUUCCUGGGAUGUGCAAAAUUGUCAACUUCAUCAUCAUGCUGAUAGUGAGCAACUUGUGGGUGAUGAGAACAUGGGGGAGCAUUGCAAGCUUGUCUUUCGUGCCACCCUGAUGCAACUAACAACACUGGAUUAAAAGGUGACAUUCUGACCAAAUCCCUGUGCCUGUGAGUUUGGGUCAAUAAAGUAAAAACAAAAAAUGGACAUAAAUAAAUAAAAAAAGUAGCAGUGGUUACUCUCGCUGUGGGUUGUUGUAGUGUCUGACGAUGAGACGAUGCUGCUGAACUCCAAGGAAUAUAUAAAAUACAGAAACUGCAUAGAAACAGUGACAAUGUAAGCACUUGGUAGAACUUCAUGGACUGCUGUACAACAGUACAAAGCACUGAAUAUUUUCCAGCAAAAAAGUGAAUAUUUGGUACAGUCUCUUCUUUCAGUAGUUUUUUAGUAGGAAAUGCAAAAAAUAGCACUGUUUUUUUUUUACUUAUGUUUACAACUGUGUAAACCAUUUGUUCUUCAUUUUGGAAUGUUUAUUGUACUCCCAGAGGAAUAACUUAACUUUGGAAAGAUGAACUUACUUGUUGGACGUGUACCAUAGAAUUACAUGGGUACUCUACAUGUUGUAUGUACAGUAUAGCUGUCUGUUUUUUUGCUGUGAAGCUUUUUUACAGUUGGUGACUAGCUGGUGAUCUCAGGGACUUGAUAUGUGUAAUAGGUUGGUUUUGUUUUGUUUAAAGUAAAGUGAUGAUGCAAUCAGGGG